This is a messenger RNA of Cucurbita pepo subsp. pepo (vegetable marrow), 2644 nucleotides long. RefSeq names its product Thioredoxin superfamily protein. NCBI's taxonomy places the organism in Eukaryota, Viridiplantae, Streptophyta, Magnoliopsida, Cucurbitales, Cucurbitaceae. The record is from RefSeq and is a predicted model, not a curated record.
GUGACCCUUGCUUUUAAUAUACCAGUGAAAGUUUCUUCAUAUCUUACCGGAAAUAAACAUCUUGAUGCCUUUAAAGUUAGUUUGAUGGAGAUAUGAAAGAAUCUGUCCUAGUUUCUUCAUUUCAGUUAUAUAUUUUUGUGUCCUUCUACGGUGUUCUGAUCCAUAUGUUUAUGUGGACCAACAAAUACAGUGAUGGAAAUGAACUGGCUAAAUCUUAUUAAUCUCCACAUCAGCUGAGGUGUAGAAUUCACUGUAUUGUUCAAGUUGCAGCCUUCUCCAAUAUGAAUUUAUGCUACUUCCUCUUAGAUUUGUUCCUUUCCUACUAGUUUCAAGUAUGAAUUUGAAUCAGGGUCGUCAUUGUUCUGAAAUUAAUAGACCAAAGUCCAAUCCUUCUUUUAAAGGGCUGAGACUUUCCCAUCAAUGAUGACUGUAUAAGUUUCUAUGGAUUUUUUUGACUUAUAAUAAAUGGAAUUCUAUUUCCAUAUCUUGUGCUCAAGAUUUCCCUACUUCUAGUUAUGAAAUCUUUGAUAUUCUUGACGGCUGAUCCUAUCACCCCAGUUGGCUAAAUAAAAUGCUUUCUGGUAAUGUUUUGUGUGUGGUGUAUCUUAUUGAUUCUAACUGCAAAAUGGUUUUACAUAGAUUGAAGGACACGUCUUUAGAUUUAUCAUUACACAUUAAGUGAUGCCAUAUGCAAAUCAUCGAUAAGGCCCAUUUUCCUUAUCCAAACAACUAUCUGAAGGAACUUGCCUUUUCUAUCCAUUUACUUGUGUCUUCCAAUUUGUUUUGAUUAAAUAAUUAAAUCCACCAUCCGUUCACCAGCCUUUAUAAAUACAUUCGUUUAUGCAAAGUCACCAUAUCAAAGCCUAAGCAAACAUACAACCUUACUUCCGCAGCUUCUUGUUCCUUGCUCUUCUACAAACCUUUGGCUUUUCUCUUUUCCUCCUUUUGUGAGUAUAACUGCUGCCAUUUUACUUAUCUUUGAAUAUUUGGCAUAAAAAUCUUUGGAAGGAAGAAGAGCGAUUGAAUAUUAAUGGAUAGAUUGAGAAAUUUGGCAUCACAGAAAGCAGUAGUGAUUUUUUCCAAGAGAUCAUGCUACAUAUGCCAUAGCAUUCAGACACUUUUUUAUGAGCUUGGUGCGAGCCCUGCAGUUCACGAGCUUGAUCAUGAAGCAAAUGGGCGAGAAGUUGAUCGGGCUCUUAAAAGUCUAGGGUGCAACCCCUCUGUUCCAGCUGUGUUCAUAGGAGGAAAGUUUAUAGGCUCAGCAAAAGAUGUUAUUUCUCUCCAUGUUAAUGGGGAUCUGAAACAAAUGCUGAUAGAUGCGAAGGCCAUCUGGUUGUAGUGCUACAAAAAGCAAAACCUGAUGGCUCUGUCUUUGUUUCCUUUUGUAGUUUUUCCUCCCUACCUUUAUUUUGGUGAAGGGCUCGUACAAACUGUUGUAAGAAGGCUCUGAUAGAUAUUCAGUUUGCUUACCGAAUGCCAGGAUAACUUUAUAAAAUGAAGCCAUAAUCACCGUGCAACAUCUAAAUGCCUGGAUAAAUUUUCCUAGAAUUCAAUUCUUCUUUCAUCUUCAUGCAUUACAAAGAAAAUAACAAAUACCAAGUAGACAUUAAAUGUUGGCUCCAGUAUGUCCGCUACACUGUCUAUGUAGGAUUAGCCUUUAUCGACUGAAGUAGAAAAAAACAUGGACCGAUUUUGUUCUGAAAAGUGAAUAAUAAGCUAGGACAGCAGCAUGAGACGUUUUUGUGUGUAAAGCUGGUACUUGUUUAUUUUCAAGUCUACCAUUGAUAAAAAAGUCGGAAGAUGCACCACUGAGGAAUUAUGUACUUGCGAAGGAAAUCUCCCCUUGCAAAUUGAAUUUUCUUCUGUUUGGAAUUAUCAUUAGUUGUCAUGUGUGGCUGAUGUUCCACCUUUGUCCAGGUGCUCUCUUUCUUUUUCGUUCGGUUUCAAUCAUGAGUUGCCCAAUAGGGAGACGGUAGACGUUCGGACUCUCCUAAGAUUUUGAGUUCAAGUCAGGGAAGAGGGAUUUUCAUUGCUGGAGUCUUAGUCCAUCUGAGGGCUAUUCUUGUAGUUCAUUCUUCCAUUGGUUGUUGGAUUCCUCUCCUCCUCGUGAGCGAUAUUUUCUCCUUUAUCGAAAGUGAAAGUUCCAAAGAAAAUUAAGUUCUUCAUUUGGUAGAUUAUCCAUGAAAAGGUGAACACCCUUGAUAGACUUGUGAGGAAGUUUCUUUCAUUGGUUGGUUCAUUUUGUUACAUUCUUUGUCGAAAGGUGGAGGGAUACUUGGAUCAUAUCUUGUGGAGUUGUGAUUUUGCAUUGUUUGUCUAAGAUUUUUUUCUUUCAGGUGUUUGGUUUUCAGUGUGUCAGACAAAGAUGUUGUACAGAGAUAAUCGAGCAGUUCCUCCUCCUUCCUUUUCGAGAGAAGGGGAGGUUUUUGUGUCAAGCUGCUGUGUGCCUUGGUGUGGGGUCUUUGAGGUGAAAGGAAUGUAUAACCUUUAGAGGAGUUUAGAGGGACUCUUUGAGAUGUUGUCCCUUAUUGAGGUUCUAUAUUUCUCUUUGAGCGUCAGUAACGCGUAUUUUUUUUAAUUACUCUUCAUAUCUUGUUUUACUGGAUUGGAGUCUCGUACUUUAAUGGGAUUUUCUUUUGUGGAC